This is a messenger RNA of Brachypodium distachyon (stiff brome), 1796 nucleotides long. RefSeq names its product probable polyamine transporter At3g19553. Lineage: Eukaryota; Viridiplantae; Streptophyta; Magnoliopsida; Poales; Poaceae. The record is from RefSeq and is a predicted model, not a curated record. Gene Ontology annotation, molecular function: transmembrane transporter activity. Gene Ontology annotation, cellular component: membrane. Gene Ontology annotation, biological process: transmembrane transport. The transcript is spliced from 2 exons. Bases 1 to 1473 code for a protein of 490 amino acids.
AUGACCGGCGGCGGAGGCGACGGCCCCGACGGCGACCCUCCGCCGCCGCGGCGGCGCCCGCUGACGGUGCUCCCCCUGGUGGCGCUCAUCUUCUACGACGUCUCGGGCGGCCCGUUCGGCAUCGAGGACUCGGUCCGCGCCGGCGGUGGCGCGCUCCUCCCGCUCCUGGGCUUCCUCAUCCUCCCGGUCCUCUGGUCCCUCCCGGAGGCGCUCAUCACGGCGGAGCUCGCCUCGGCGUUCCCCACCAACGCCGGCUACGUGGCCUGGGUCUCCGCCGCGUUCGGCCCGGCGGCGGCCUUCCUGGUGGGCUUCUCCAAGUGGGCCUCGGGCACCCUCGACAACGCGCUCUACCCGGUGCUCUUCCUCGACUACCUCCACCUGGGCUUCUCGCCGCCGGCCCGCUCGCUCGCCGUGCUGGGCCUCACCGCGGCCCUCACCUACCUCAACUACCGGGGCCUCCACCUCGUGGGCCUCUCCGCCGUCGUCCUCACCGCCUUCUCCCUCUCCCCCUUCGUCGCCCUCACCGCGCUCGCCGUCCCCAAGAUCCGCCCCUCCCGCUGGCUCGCGUUUGACCGCUCCGCCGUCGACCCCCGCGGCUACUUCAACUCCAUGUUCUGGAACCUCAACUACUGGGACAAGGCCAGCACGCUCGCCGGCGAGGUCGACGAGCCGAGGAAGACGUUCCCCAAGGCGGUGUUCGGCGCCGUGGGGCUCGUCGUCGGCGCGUACCUCAUCCCGCUCCUCGCCGGGACGGGGGCGUUGCCGUCGGAGACGGCCGCGGAGUGGACGGACGGGUUCUUCUCCGAGGUCGGGCUGAGGAUCGGCGGGCCGUGGCUGCGCGUGUGGAUCCAAGCCGCCGCCGCCAUGUCCAACAUGGGGCUCUUCGAGGCCGAGAUGAGCAGCGACUCCUUCCAGCUCCUCGGCAUGGCCGAGCUGGGCAUGAUCCCGGCCAUCUUCGCCCGCAGGUCGCGGCACGGGACGCCGACGUACAGCAUCCUGUGCUCGGCGGCGGGGGUGGUGGUGCUGUCCUUCAUGAGCUUCCAGGAGAUCAUCGAGUUCCUCAACUUCCUCUACGGGCUCGGGAUGCUCGCCGUCUUCGCGGCCUUCGUCAAGCUGCGCUUCAAGGACCCGGACCUGCCCAGGCCGUACCGGAUCCCGCUGGGCUCCGCCGCCGCCGCCGCCAUGUGCGUCCCGCCCGUGGUGCUCAUCGGCACCGUCAUGUGCCUCGCGUCGGCCAGGACCGUCGUCGUCAACGCCGCCGUGGUCGCCGUCGGGGUCGCCGCCUACUUCGGCGUCGAGCGGCUCAAGGGCACCGGCUGGGUCGAGUUCCUGGCGCCCCUGCCGCCGUCCUCCGAUAGCUCCCACAGCUCGUCGUCUGCCGGCGACGACGUCGAGGAUGUCCGCGCCGGCCUCCUCCUCGCGGCCGCCGUGGAGCAGGAGGAGGAAGAGGAAGUGGCAAGCAAGGCCGAGUAGCAGGAAGCGGUGGCAUGCUGUAUACGUAACACUUGUUGUACAAUAGCUUCAGUAAAUACAGUGAAAUGUGGAUUUUCCGAAAUCUGAAAACUCUCAGCUUGAAUGACAGAGACGUAGAAUUGAUUGCACCUUUGUAAGAUCUGAGCCAAGUCAGUCAGCUUCCGUUUCUCACCACCCCAGUAAAUUACAGUUACUCUGCAGUGCAACUGCAAGUCUGCAGCUAGAAAACUGUUGUGUAAUAACAAGGGUGGUAUGUUCCAUUCUUUAGCAGCAGCUGCUAUGCUGCUGCAGAUUUCAGAAGCAGCAAAUAAGUUCUGAAGUUC